ACCUUUGCGUUGGUCAGGUGACCCACAAGUCACAUGACGCGUUGCAACGCCUACACUUUACACCAUCACAUGUUUAUGCCGGAGUUGAAAUCCACCUACUGACCAAAGCCUACUUCUACAAAAAAAAUGGCAGGGCUCGUGAGGAGGAUCAUCAAUACACCCAACGCUCCAAAGGCGAUCGGCCCAUACAACCAGGCUAUUGCUGUUGGUAACACACUCUACCUGUCUGGUCAGAUUGGCAUUGACCCCGCGACUUCCAAAUUAGUGGAUGGCAUAUCAGCUCAGACCACUCAGGCUUUGAAGAACAUUGGUGCUGUUUUGGAAACACAGAACAUAACGUAUGAUAAUGUUGUGAAGACAACAGUGCUGCUGGCCAAUAUUUCAGACUAUGGAGUCGUCAAUGGAAUAUAUGAGAAGUUUUUCACUUCAAACUAUCCGGCCAGAGCUGCAUACCAAGCUGCUGCACUUCCAGCUGGAGCCCUGGUUGAAAUUGAGAGCAUUGCUAUUCUGGGGAACCUCGUCAAUCAAGAUUCACCAGCAUUGUAAUUCUUGGGUUCCUUUCCAAACUCAGCUUCAUCUCUGACUUUGUCCUGGUGUCCUUUCACUUUGAGAGGAAGUUACACAAAAUCAACAUGUGUGUGGUCUCAUAUUCAUUAGCAGAAACUAGUCCCUUAUACCGGGCAGUGCCUCCCAAGUCAGGAACCUUAAAUCAUCACACUGGAGCCUGAAGCUAAACUCAGAGAUUGAUCCAAGGUUUGGAAAAUGGAGUAGCAAAGACAACUGUGAUAGAAUAUCAAGGUGAAAGAAGAGAAUUCCCCAAUGUUUUAUGCAAAGAAAAUGAACUUGAUGUGAUUUUCUGAAUGUUCUAUAUGUGGCUACUUUGUGAAUGCAAACUUCCUGCAAGUUUGUACAUUUUUGAGACCUGCAAUGGUAAAGAAUAUUCAUGCUAAAAUUGGAAUUAAACUCUACAAUUUGAAUAUAUUCAAAAAGAAUUAUUUAAAAGAACAUCACAUUUCGGAUUAGAAAUUCGAAUAAUAUUUACACAAGAAGCUUUGUUAAAUGGAAGUCCCCAAUUGAAUUAAGAGUGAAAGGAAAAGCCUACAAAGAAAUCGUAGGAGUAACAGAAACAAAAGAAAGAGAAAAGAAACCACAUAUUCAUUGAUUCAGAAAAAAGGGUCACUAUUUCUUUUAAAUGCGAGGCCAAAAAGGUGUCUAGAAACAACAAAACAGCACAGUGCUAUUGGUCAUGCUGACCUAAUUGGUCGGCGGUUAUCAGACAUAAUUAUUUGCAUCAUUUGAUAAAGCUAUAUAGAACUUUCAAAUUAUUAAAAAUAUUUUUGAAAAGGAUUUAUUUCAAAUAACACAUGCCACUGCAUGUACCCUUUUUUUUUUGCAAUAAAUAUAAUAUUAAUCGCACAGUGUUUAAAAUGGCCAGUAAUUUAAUGUCCUUGUUUGAUUUGAUUUUAGCUGAUUUAACUGAAAUAAAUCCAGUUCUGUCCAUAAUUAAAAUCAAUGAUAGAAAUGGGAACAAAUUUGGAUGGCUACUUUUCCGAGUCGCAUACGUACAUAUCCUGUGUGGUCUAUUAUUCAGAAUGGAUGCAUGCAUUUUGUCUUUUGUCAACUGUCGAGAACUGAAAACCCCUCUAACUUGACUAAAAAAAAGUGAUAUAUAUUUUAGCAACAGGUGGAA
Molecule: messenger RNA, 1690 nt
Organism: Patiria miniata (bat star)
Lineage: Eukaryota; Metazoa; Echinodermata; Asteroidea; Valvatida; Asterinidae
Product: 2-iminobutanoate/2-iminopropanoate deaminase-like
Exons: 6
Coding region: 127-546 (139 amino acids)
Cellular component (GO): cytosol
Molecular function (GO): deaminase activity
Source: RefSeq, a predicted model, not a curated record